CAAAAAAGAGUCUGAUGUAUAUAAUGCAGGAUUGGUGGCUUAUUAUGUUGCAACAAAAGGAGAACACCCUUUUGGAACUAAACGGUAUCGACUGGACAACAUGUUGAAUGGGAAGCCUGUUGGCUUGGACGUAAUCAAGGAUGAAACAUUAAAAGACCUUCUGUCGUGGAUGUUAAAACUACAACCAGAAGAAAGACCAUCUGCCAACAAAGCCUUGAAACAUCCAUUUCUUAUGUCGGAUGACGAGAAAUUCGAAUUUUUAUGUAAAGUUGGAAACCUACAGUCGACUAAAACAAAUGAUCCUCAAUCUAGUAUCGUCCAACAUUUGAAUAUUGAAUCUUCAAACUGGAGAAGCCAAAUGGAUAACGAUGUUUAUAAAUAUUUGGUAAAUGGAAGACAUUAUGGAUCUUCAUGGACAGAAUGCUUAAGGCUCAUUCGAAAUAUUGGCAUGCAUUGGAACGAUAGACCACGACAUCUACCACAACCAGAACCAUUUUAUAAGAUUGGCAACCACAGGGAGUAUUUUCUCAAAACGUUUCCCAGUCUCCCUGUUCAGGUACAUGCUGCUGUCAGGUCAAAUGAAGAAUUGAAAGACGAACCAAAACUUAAGGGUAAGCAUACUAGCUUGAUAAUUCACAUAUCGUCAAAGAUAUAG
This is a messenger RNA of Xenia sp. Carnegie-2017, 655 nucleotides long. Its product is annotated as serine/threonine-protein kinase/endoribonuclease IRE1-like. Gene Ontology annotation, biological process: endoplasmic reticulum unfolded protein response; mRNA processing. The transcript is spliced from 2 exons. The coding region runs from base 101 to 655 and encodes 184 amino acids. Lineage: Eukaryota; Metazoa; Cnidaria; Anthozoa; Malacalcyonacea; Xeniidae. Gene Ontology annotation, molecular function: protein serine/threonine kinase activity; RNA endonuclease activity. The record is from RefSeq and is a predicted model, not a curated record.